AUGUCUGCCACUUUCUCAUGUCACCAGGAGUUUACCUCUAUCUCAGGUCACCAGAUGUCUCCCUCUUUCUCAUGUCACCAGGAGUUUACCUCUAUCUCAGGUCACCAGGUGUCUCCCUCUUUCUCAUGUCACCAGGAGUUUACCUCUAUCUCAGGUCACCAGGUGUCUCCCUCUUUCUCAUGUCACCAGGAGUUUACCUCUAUCUCAGGUCACCAGAUGUCUGCCUCAAUCUCAGGUCACCAGAUGUCUCCCUCUUUCUCAUGUCACCAGGAGUUUACCUCUAUCUCAGGUCACCAGAUGUCUGCCUCUUUCUCAGGUCACCAGAUGUCUCCCUCUUUCUCAUGUCACCAGGAGUUUACCUCUAUCUCAGGUCACCAGAUGUCUGCCUCUUUCUCAGGUCACCAGAUGUCUCCCUCUUUCUCAUGUCACCAGGAGUUUACCUCUAUCUCAGGUCACCAGAUGUCUCCCUCUUUCUCAUGUCACCAGGAGUUUACCUCUAUCUCAGGUCACCAGGUGUCUCCCUCUUUCUCAUGUCACCAGGAGUUUACCUCUAUCUCAGGUCACCAGAUGUCUGCCUCUUUCUCAUGUCACCAGGAGUUUACCUCUUUCUCAUGUCACCAGAUGUCUGCCUCUUUCUCGUGUCACCAGGAGUUUACCUCUAUCUCAGGUCACCAGGUGUCUGCCUCUAUCUCAGGUCACCAGGUGUCUGCCUCUUUCUCAGGUCACCAGAUGUCUCCCUCUUUCUCAUGUCACCAGGAGUUUACCUCUAUCUCAGGUCACCAGGUGUCUCCCUCUUUCUCAUGUCACCAGGAGUCUACCUCUAUCUCAGGUCACCAGGUGUCUGCCUCUAUCUCAGGUCACCAGAUGUCUCCCUCUUUCUCAGGUCACCAGGAGUCUACCUCUAUCUCAGGUCACCAGGUGUCUGCCUCUAUCUCAGGUCACCAGAUGUCUCCCUCUUUCUUAGGUCACCAGGUGUCUGCCUCUAUCGCAGGUCUCUAG
Biomphalaria glabrata is the source of this 999-nucleotide messenger RNA. RefSeq lists its product as uncharacterized. Bases 1 to 999 code for a protein of 332 amino acids. The record is from RefSeq and is a predicted model, not a curated record. The transcript has a single exon. NCBI's taxonomy places the organism in Eukaryota, Metazoa, Mollusca, Gastropoda, Planorbidae.